Etheostoma cragini (Arkansas darter) is the source of this 1323-nucleotide messenger RNA. Its product is annotated as rap guanine nucleotide exchange factor-like 1. The record is from RefSeq and is a predicted model, not a curated record. Bases 797 to 1291 code for a protein of 164 amino acids. The transcript is spliced from 3 exons. Lineage: Eukaryota; Metazoa; Chordata; Actinopteri; Perciformes; Percidae.
UGCAGUAAAAACACCAACCACCGCCGUUACUGAGAAAACCUACAGCACCUAAACGCACCGCGCCGGGCAGGUUGGGUUUUCUCCUCCAGGUGUGUGAAGGAGGAACAGCCGCGAGCACGCACGGGGGGGGUGAGAAAAUCCAGCAACGUCGAUCAUUUGAUCCGUCCGUUUAUCACGGAGACAUCACGGAGGAGUCUGCUGAAACAGCCCCGCACACGGUGUUCCGGUCGGUCUACGUUACCGGGGAGAAGGACACGAACCCACCGGAGAAAUCUGCGGAGACGGACAGCUCCGUUCGGGGUUCAUUUCCUCGGUGUUUUCCGCCUGCGGAGGGGACCAAUCUUUCCCCGGAGCUUGGUGUUUACGCGGCCGCUGCAGAGAACGAGAAGAGCGGGGAGGAGGACGCGGUGUAGCCGGGGAAGAGGCGGUGUAGCCGGGGAGGAGGACGCGGUGUAGCCGGAGAGGAGCGGCUUUCUCGGGAUCAUUUUUGGGGGAUUAUUUUAAGCAAUUAAGGGUUUAUUUAAAUCUGUCGCUGCGGAGAUACCCGGAAGACUCGACAGCACACCGGUACCGGUACCUUCGUCUACACUGAUGGGUUAAAACCCGGUGCUGUUGUUCCGGAGAGCUGCCCCGCGCGCACACCUGCUCCCCAGACCCGCGGGGGCUGGAUGAUGUAGCCCCCGCCUCUGCAGCACCAGCGCCAUCCUUCAAGUCUCCACCUCCAGUGGAGGAAUGUAAUGAAGUACAUUUACUCGAGUACUGCACUUAAGGAGACAAAUUAAAGGGUCUCUCCACCAUGCCGGCGGGGAUGAAGCCGCUGGAGAAGUUCCUGAAGAAGCAGACCACGGCGCUGACCCGGGCCGGGGGGUUUGUUGGGGGGGUGGCGGACAAGGCCAGCGGGGGGGUGGGGGCGUCCCGCCGCAGGGCCAGUCUGUCCCGGGUCGUUCCUUUCUUCAGGGAGACGUCACCGGAGGGGGGCCAGGCCCGCGAGGUGUUCAGCCCUGACAGUGAGGACCCCCCCUCCUGGCCCUCAGCCACGGGACCCGGUGUCAUCCCGGCGCCGGGCAGCGCCAACAGCUCCGGAGACAUCCGGAGCCCGUCUCUGUCCAGCGACGAGCAGAGCUCUGAGGCCAGUCUGAUCACGGAGAGCGGCGGCGGAGGGAGUGGGGGGGGCACGCCACUUCCCCCCGACACGCCGGACAACCUGACCCUCGCUCUGCUGGACAGCGCGGCGGGAAAACGCCCCGGGGUCUGCACAGGUGAGACGGGAAACUUUCUGAUUGUUUUCUAAAGGACUGGCAGGGUUUUUCCUUCAUAGAGGAC